AUGGUUUUAACUCAAGUUAAUUCAAUUACAACUGAAUUAAAUAAAUUCUCAGGGAUAAUUAGUCUUGAUCAUGUAACUUUCUAUGUUUCCAAUGCCAAAUAUGCGGCCGCUUAUUUCACCCGUUUCUUUGGGUUCAAGUUAAUCGGUUAUAAGGGUUUGGAAACUGGAAGCCGAUCAACGUGUUCAUAUGUUGUGACCUCAGAUGACAUUGUUCUGGUUUUAAGUUCAACUUAUCAAUAUGGUUCGGGUGACCUUUGGUCAAUUGUUUCCUCCAGAGGUGAUAUGGUCAAAGAUGUCGCCUUUACAGUUGAUAAUUUGGACAACUACCUGACUCGAUUGACCGCAAGUGGAAUUAAGAUUGUCCAACAGCCAAGGACCGAAAGUGAUCAAAAUGGUUCCGUUAAAAUGGCCGUUAUUUCACCUUUCGGUGAUAUAACUCAUACAUUGAUCGAGAGAACUCGAUAUUCUGGACCUUUUCUUCCCUCUUAUCAUUUGCCCCUUGAGUCGGAUAAUUUCGAGGGACCAAUGGACAUUUCACCAGAACUUCGAAUAUCUCUUAAAGCUAUUGACCAUUUUGUUCCUGUUCUAAAUGUCGGACAAUUGGAUGAAGCUUUUGAUUUCUACAAUAAAUUGGGACUGGAAACUUUUUAUUCCGUUGACGAUUUUAAUGUCAAAACGGAAACAAGUCGAUUGAAAAUGGUUGUGGUCGCAAACAAAUCGAAAGAGGUGAUAAUCAAUUUAGUCGAACCAUCGGCCGAAGAUAAAGUGUCCCAGUUACAUGAAUUUCUUCAAUACAAUAAUGGAUCGGGAAUUCAACAUAUCGCCCUUCGAACAGAUAAUAUCGUCUCUACGGUAAGUGGCCUAAGAGAACGUGGAAUUCAAUUUCUUGAUAUUCCAUCAGGAUAUUAUGAAAAAUUACGAGAGCGUUUGGACUCAUCGAAGGUCACAAUCAAAGAACCAAUCGAAGUUUUAGAAAAACUUCAAAUUCUUUGCGAUUUCAAUGAAAACGGUUACAUCCUUCAGCUAUUCACGAAGCCGCUUUUUGACCGGCCGACAACUUACCUCGAAAUAAUUCAGCGUAAUAACCAUUCUGGUUUCGGCGCUGGAAAUGUUCAGGCUCUUUAUGAGGCCGUUGAAAGGUUACAAAAACAACGAGGUAAUUUGUAA
Messenger RNA from Panonychus citri (citrus red mite), 1167 nucleotides. RefSeq names its product 4-hydroxyphenylpyruvate dioxygenase-like. Gene Ontology annotation, biological process: L-tyrosine catabolic process. Gene Ontology annotation, molecular function: 4-hydroxyphenylpyruvate dioxygenase activity. The record is from RefSeq and is a predicted model, not a curated record. The coding region runs from base 1 to 1167 and encodes 388 amino acids. The transcript has a single exon. NCBI's taxonomy places the organism in Eukaryota, Metazoa, Arthropoda, Arachnida, Trombidiformes, Tetranychidae.